This is a messenger RNA of Branchiostoma belcheri (Belcher's lancelet), 889 nucleotides long. Its product is annotated as zinc finger and SCAN domain-containing protein 29-like. The transcript has a single exon. Lineage: Eukaryota; Metazoa; Chordata; Leptocardii; Amphioxiformes; Branchiostomatidae. Bases 322 to 783 code for a protein of 153 amino acids. The record is from RefSeq and is a predicted model, not a curated record.
GUUCAUGAUUGAAAAUCUGUACCGAAUCAAAUCGAAUCAAAGAAAUAAAUCGAUAUAUCUCUGAACAUGAACGCUCCAAACCGGUUCCGUUGCGAAUUAUUCUGAACCGCCUCGCGAGGUGGUCUGAAGCGGUACAGAAAUGUUUCGCGUUGUCCAAUUGCAAUCAUGAACGCGCGGGUGCGAAUCGAUUCGGUGCACAUCCGGGUACUCCGGGUAGGUGAGGUCAUAGUUCGCGGCGUGGAUUUUGUAGCGCGCGAAGUGAAAGUUUGAACUGUCGGUAUAUUUUCUUUUUGGUCGCUUUUCUCAACGCAAGAUUUCGCUAUGCCGUCCAACUCGACGUCCAACUGGUCGACUGAGGAAACGGGAGCCCUGAUAUCGAUCUGGGGAGCUGGGGAGAUCCAGCGGAAACUGGACGGUAUGCACCGAAAUAUCGAAGUUUUCGAGGAGAUUGCCAAGGCCAUGGUUGAACGGGGGUUCAACCGGACGGCCGCCCAGUGCCGCUCCAAGACCAAGGCCUUGAAGCAAAAGUAUAGAACCACGAGAGACCACAACUCAAGGAGCGGGAGGGAUCGCAUCACCUGCCCGUUCUACAACGAGAUGGAUGCGUUCCUCCGCGAUCGGCCCAGCUCCAGACCUGCGGUGAUCAGGGACAGCGCCGCCCCGGCCCGCCAAGAUGACGCCGAGGAGUCUGCCGAUGAAUUUGACAGCUCCAGCGAAGCUGACAAUUCACUGAACAGCGGGCUCAGUGAAAGCGUCAACAAUGGAGGUACGGAAACAUUUUAAAAAUCGCACAAUAUAGAUCUGUUUGCAAAUGUUUUUUUUUUAAAUUUUCAUUUCAUUUUCAGUAGUAGACUUCGAAAGUUACCUGACAAGAAUGUUGCAUCUGUAG